This is a messenger RNA of Cicer arietinum (chickpea), 1182 nucleotides long. The record is from RefSeq and is a predicted model, not a curated record. Lineage: Eukaryota; Viridiplantae; Streptophyta; Magnoliopsida; Fabales; Fabaceae.
AUGGAGAUAUUUCUCUCAAUUUUCAUGGCUCGUUUUAUUCCGGAGAGUGUUAGAGAUGGAUUAGCUCAUGAGUUUGAACGAUUGGAGCAAAUGAAGGGUAUGACAGUUUUAGAGUAUAGUGCUUGUUCUACACAGCUCUAUCGACACGCUCCUUACUCUAUCAUUGAGGGGAUGUGUGUUAAGAUGUUCAUUAGAGUAUUGAAGGAUUACUUAUUUAGAUAUGUGGUUGGGUUGAAUUGUUAUACUUUUGCUGAGGUUUUGAGUUUGGCCCUUCAGAUUAAGCAACAACAGAAGGAAAAAGGAGGUUUGGUUAUCAGGGGCAACAAAAGACUCAUGUCUCAAAGAGCUGGUCAUAGCGGGCAAUCUUUUGGGACAAUGCAGUGUCGUAGAUCAGAUUCGGGAGCAGCAUCACAAUCCACUUUCCCUCAUAGACAUUCUGGUGUUUCAGUUACACGAUGUUCUAUUUGUUGUAGGUUUCACUUUGGAAAUUGUUCUAAAGAUGGUAAUGGUAAGGAUGAUCAAACAUCCAAUGCAGUAGUUACAUGUAUACUUUCUAUUUGUUCCAAAGAUGGUCAUGUUUUGUUUGAUCCUGGAGCUACACAUUCUUUUGUAUCAUCGAGGUUUUCUUCUCGACUUGGUAAAUGUUCAUCUUUUCUAGAAGAAGCUUUAAUUGUGGCUACACAUGUUGGAGAAAAUUUGCUUGCUAAGUUAGUGUAUCGUUCUUGUGAUAUAGUUAUUGAGGGAAAGGUGUUGCCAAUAGAUUUAGUAGUUAUUGACUUGGUAGAUUUUGAUGUGAUUUUGGGUAUGGAUUGGUUGGCUUUGCAUCAUGCCACUUUGGAUUAUCAUAACAAAGUGGUGAAAUUUAAGAUACUGGGACAAUCAGUCUUCUUGUUUCAAGGACAACGUUGUUCGGUACCACAUAACCAAAUCUCAUCCUUGAGAGCUAUCAAGUUAAUGAGAAGAGGUUGUAAAGCGUACUUAGCCUUAGUAAGGGAUACACAAGUGGCUGAGGAGAAAUUGGAAAAAAUUCCAGCAGCAUGUGAAUUUCCAGAUGUUUUUCCGAAAGAACUUCGUGGGUUGCCACCUAAUAGGGAGAUCGAGUUCUCUAUAGAAUUAGUUCCUAACACUCAUUCUAUAUCUAUACGACCUUAUGUAUGGCCCCAACAGAACUUAAGGAGUUAA